CGUCUUAUCUGAGUUAUCUUAUAUAGCUGCAAUAUAAAAGAAGACUACUCCGAAGGUUUUAAGUUAAAUUUAGGACCCUUAUGGGGUCGUAUACGUAUUCUUUACAGCGUUGCAAAAUUCUUCAUAGUCUUUGCAAGGGUAUACAAAUUAUCAAUGAGCGCUUGGCUUUAAAUAAGAGUAUGUCCCCUAAAAAACACAACAUUUCGUGUUUGGGACUCGUAGCGCUUGGAUCGCUUGCAGCUCGAUUAGAUCAUUUCUGCCGGGAAUCGCCUCGAUCGUACCACAGAGCCACAUUCCGGUUGGGAUUAGAUUCGGCCGCCAGUUAGAUAGCUCACAAUCAGGAUGAAGUAUUUCGGCGGAGUCGAAGGGGGAGCCACGCACUCCAGGCUGGUUAUCUGCGAUGAGAGCGGUCAGGCGGUGGGCUCUACAAGCGGCUUGGGCACCAACCACUGGGGCAUCGGCAUCCCGGAGUGCGCCCGUCGUAUCACCGACAUGGUGGAAAGGGCCAAGGAGGAGGCAGGCAUACCCAAGGACACGCCGCUCACAAGCUUGGGUCUAAGCCUCAGCGGCUGCGAGCAGGAGGCCACAAACCGAGAACUGGAGCAGGAGCUACGAACCACAUUUCCAGAUCUAGCCGAGAACUACGCCGUUUCCAGUGACACCAUGGGCAGCAUGUUCACAGCAUCCCCCAUCGGCGGCAUGGUCCUCAUCUCGGGCACGGGGUCAAACUGCCUGCUGCGCAAUCCCGAUGGCUCUACGUCGAACUGCGGCGGUUGGGGGAACUUCCUCGGUGACGAGGGCAGUGCUUGGUUCAUCUCGUAUCGUGCGGUAAAGGUUGUUUUUGAUCACAUGGACAACUUCGAGAAAUCGCCGGCCCCCGUUGAGAAGACCUGGGCCCUGAUCAAGGAGCACUUCAGUAUUGAAACCCGGUACGAUAUGCUGUCUCAUUGCUACGCCAAGUUCGACAAGCCCUUUUUCGCCAAUCUGUGCAAAAAGCUCGCCCAGAAUGCAGAGAAUGGUGAUGAACUGGCACGCGGAUUGUUUCGCGAGGCUGGUGUGCAUCUGGCACGUAUGAUUGUGUCCCUGCUGCCAAAUGUUCACAAGGAUCUGGUCAAGUCCGGUGACUUGAGCGUGGUGUGCGUGGGCUCGGUGUGGUCCAGCUGGAACCUGCUGCAGGAGACAUUCAUCGCGGAGCUCUCCAAGACGCCUAUCGACUUUAACCUCAAGUUGGUCAGCAUCACCAAGAGCAGUGCUUACGGAGCAUGCUACCUGGGUGCGGACAAUGCAAAGUUUGAACUACCGCGGAACUAUGCGGACAACGUCUCAGUCCUGCACACAUACACAGAUCCACGGAAGAAGACAGGAAUUAAGACCAACGGGGUGGGCAAGGCGUCAGUAGAUGUGUAGCUCUUAGAUAAAUCCAUUCCCAAACAUCCAAUCAAAGUAGCAGAGUAUGAGAAGAUACAUAAAUCGGUUGAUCUACAGACGACAGAAAGUAAAUUAAUGUUUGAUACAGAUACCCUUAAAGUUAAAGUUCAAUGCCAACAGAGUGUAUGUAGUUACUUUUCAUCAGCCACGUCGGCUUUGGGCUUUAUCGGUUCAUAGAUAGUUUGAUAGUAGUUUGAUUCCAGACGAUUUCAAAUCCAAAAAGAGGUUUAUGUAAAUCACCAAAAUAAUACCUGCCGCGUUCUUGGGUUUGUUAGAAAUACGUAUGAAAAUUUUAUUCGAUAAUGUUCAUUGUAUUAAUUGUGUAUAAGUGUCUGAAUGUUGGCUGUUAUAAUAUCUUUCAUUAUAAUUGCUGCAUCUAUUUUGUAAUACUUUGAUUGUAUUUAAAGCCAAUUCGUUUUUAUUUCGCCGUGCUGUCUGUCAAUUCUUUGGCUAAUUUGAUUCUCAAAUCGGGGGAGCAAAACAAGAACGUAUCUAGUUUGUAGCGAAGAAAUAAAGAGAGGCCAAACACAA
Messenger RNA from Drosophila serrata, 1959 nucleotides. RefSeq names its product N-acetylglucosamine kinase (gene Nagk). Gene Ontology annotation, molecular function: N-acetylglucosamine kinase activity. NCBI's taxonomy places the organism in Eukaryota, Metazoa, Arthropoda, Insecta, Diptera, Drosophilidae. The record is from RefSeq and is a predicted model, not a curated record.